Molecule: messenger RNA, 483 nt
Organism: Cryptotermes secundus
Lineage: Eukaryota; Metazoa; Arthropoda; Insecta; Blattodea; Kalotermitidae
Product: piggyBac transposable element-derived protein 4
Exons: 1
Coding region: 1-483 (160 amino acids)
Source: RefSeq, a predicted model, not a curated record
AUGCUACGUUUAGGCAACUCUGCAGAAGGGUUGAAGGAGUGGGCCACAAAUUGUACAUGGACAAUUCCUUUUCAUCACCAGACUUGUUUGACGAAGAAAAUAAGUUGCUGUGGGACAUUCAGGCCGAAUCAGAAGGGCUUGCCUCAAGACUUUCGCAACAGACAACUUCAAUUGAAGAAAGGUGAUGUUCAGGUUAGGGUGAGAGGGGACAUGACAGCACUAGUUUGGAAGGAUAAACGUGACAUUCAUAUGUUGACAAACAUGCACUCUCCUCCAGCAGCAGGCAAUUUCUGUAAUGAGCAUGGAAAUGCCAUCAAACCAGCAACUGUUGCGGAUUACAACAAGCACAUGGGAUAUGUCGACAAGGCAGACAGAAUGACAAACAGCUAUUCCAUCAGUCAUCGUACCUGGAAAUGGACAAACAAAUUGUUCUUCCAUCUCUUGGAUUUGACGAUUCUGAACAGUUUCAUCAUGUUGUCAUGA